Molecule: messenger RNA, 1197 nt
Organism: Trichoderma harzianum CBS 226.95
Lineage: Eukaryota; Fungi; Ascomycota; Sordariomycetes; Hypocreales; Hypocreaceae
Exons: 2
Coding region: 1-1197 (398 amino acids)
Biological process (GO): transsulfuration
Cellular component (GO): cytoplasm
Molecular function (GO): carbon-sulfur lyase activity; pyridoxal phosphate binding
Source: RefSeq, a predicted model, not a curated record
AUGGAGUAUCAUCCUGAAACCUCUGCCCUACAUGCCGACGACGAGUUGGAUGUGACCAAUGAUGUGGCACCUCCUCUCCAUGUGGCAAGCACUUUUCGGUUUCCCUCAGAUCCUGCGCAACUCGUUCCAUUGAGGCAUCGAAAUGCAGAAGACAAAAGCCACGUUUACGCUCGUCUGACAAAUCCCAACACAACCAGAUUCGAAACACUACUUACGUCUCUUCUUAAGGCGCCCUCAUUGACAUAUACAUCCGGACUGGCAGCUUUAUUAGGCGUAUUGUUUUGUCUUAAGCCUCGUCAGAUAUCCAUUGGCAAAGGAUAUCCUGGAUGCCAUGGAACAAUCGCGCUCGUCAGUGGCCUAAAUGGAAUGAAGAAGCUGCCUCUGGAUUGCGCAGCAGAAGACCUUCAGACAGGAGAUGUCAUCUUCCUGGAGACUCCUGUCAAUCCUACUAGUGUCGCUAUGAAUAUCCAGGAUUUUGCUAAUAAGGCACACUCGAGGGGAGCCAUCCUAGUCGUGGAUGCCACGUUUGGCCCUCCAGGACUUCAAGACCCAUUCCUGCAUGGUGCCGACAUUGUACUUCACUCCGGGACCAAAUAUCUUGGAGGACAUAGCGACAUGCUCUGUGGUGUCGUUGCAACAAAUAAUCGAGAGUGGUAUACGCAGUUGAAGAAAGAGCGGUUCUUCUUGGGCGGCGUGAUGGGCAGUCUUGAAGGCUGGCUUGGCGUUCGCAGCAUGAGAACUCUUCAUCUUCGAGUUGUACGACAGAGCGAAACGACUACAAAAUUGGUUAAAUGGCUCAGCACAUAUCUCAAGGCUGAUGAAACUAGUGGGGUGCAAGAAAAAUCGGAAUCACAAAUUAUCAAGGCCACUCUCGCCAGCAUCACCCACGCAUCUCUUCAGGCGGCUGACCUGGAGCAAGGGUGGCUCAAGUCUCAAAUGCCUAACGGCUUUGGACCCGUCUUCUCUAUAUGCCUAAAAUCUCGAAAUAUGGCCAAUAGAUUUCCAAGCAAGUUGAAGUUAUUCUCUCAUUCAACUAGUCUUGGAGGAGUUGAGAGCCUCAUUGAGUGGAGGACAAUGACAGAUCCUGAAGCCGAUCCUACGCUUCUUCGUAUUAGCAUUGGAGUAGAACACUGGGAGGAUCUUAAGGCUGACAUAUUACAAGCUUUGAAGGCUGUCUUACAAGAGGAAAAGGAAUAA